AUGCUCAAAAAGGUCGAGAUGUAUCCUAUAAACAAUCAACUGUUGGAGUACUUGUCGACGACAUCGAUCGAAUCACUGGAUCUGAGCAAUGAGGAGUCGCUCGACUUGGAUCGUUGGUGCACCUAUCUUUCACAGCCCGAGAGCAUCAGCUCGCAGUGGAUGCCACUCAAACAGAGUCUCACACAGCUGGUCCUCUCCAAGCUGUCCAGUCUCGAAGAUCACACACUCUCUGCCAUUCUCGAACAGUUUCCAUUCAUCACCAACCUAAACGUAUCACAUUGCACACUUCUCAACGGAUCAUUCAUCAAACGAUUGUCAUCGUCGUCGUCGUCAUCGUCGUCCACAUCUCAUGUCGACAGACUUCAAACGCUGAACCUUCGCGGCUGUACAUCACUGUCACCAGACAGCUACUCAUAUAUUAAACAUUGUAACAACUUGGAGAUAUUGGUACUUAGCAAGACAAACAUUGGAGACGAUGAUUUGCCUAUGGUACUAUCGACAAUGGACAAGCUGAUGUGCUUGAAGCUCAAUCACUGCUACAACAUCUCGAAACAAGGUGUAGCUGCCAUUGCUCGACUGACCACUCUCGAACACCUCUACCUCAAUCACUGUACAUUACUUCAAACCGAGAACUCGCUGCAGGCGCUGCAGCACUCGACCACCAUUCAGCACCUGGACAUCUCCUUCUGCUUCAUGGACGACCGCUCGGUGGGCAGCUCGCUGUUCACCAUGCCCGCGCUGACCUCAUUGUCGAUCCAGCACAACUGCCUCUCGACCAGCUUCAUCCACGACCUCUCACUGUCGCCUCUGCGACACCGUCUCGUGCACCUCGAUCUGCGCGAGUCGCUCCACAUCACGCCAGUCGUUGCGCUCCGACUGUACCCGGCAACGCAGCUCACCGAGCUGUUCAUCUCGCCCAGCAGGCGAUCCAAGCACAACACAUCCGACACGUGCAAGAUCGACCUGGACGCAUUGUACAAGGCACACAAUCAGAUAAGGAUCAACGACAAUCAGAUACAACUGAAUCGCUCGAGCAUUAGACAGUCGAUCGUCGAGAAGCAGGAGCACUGUCCUUUGAUCCUGCUCGGUGAGGACGAGAAGUUCCAGGCCAGCCUGGUCAAGACGGUUCUCGAACGCAGCAACUUUGACGUGAGGAUCGCAUGCGAUGGCAAGUCGGCAUUUGAGAUGUUCUGCCAGACGCCCUACUUUGUGCUGGUCAUGAUGGACAUCUUCAUGCCGAUCCUGGACGGCCUUAGCUCCAUCCGCAUGAUCCGUCAGUUUGAAAAGUCAGUCAAUCUCAAGCGCACGCCAAUCAUCAUCUGCAGUGGCAACGACAAGACGUUGAACUCCAAUGGACAGUCCAAAGGCGAUGAGGGCUGCGAUGCAUUCCUGUCAAAGCCCCUGAAGAGGAACCUUGUAGACCUGAUCAUGAAGCUCACUACCACUCCGCCAACUUCACCGCCAUCCUCUUCGUCGCGUCCAUCAUCAAGAGUGCCACAGAUCACCUCUAGUUAG
Molecule: messenger RNA, 1515 nt
Organism: Acytostelium subglobosum LB1
Lineage: Eukaryota; Evosea; Eumycetozoa; Acytosteliales; Acytosteliaceae
Exons: 2
Coding region: 1-1515 (504 amino acids)
Biological process (GO): phosphorelay signal transduction system
Source: RefSeq, a predicted model, not a curated record